AAUGACCAGAAGAGCUGAUUAACUGCUCCUGUCCGAGAGCAGCUGUUGUUUGCUGACCUUUUAGGCAACAGAAGGUUAUAAAGUAAAAAGAGCAUUUAAAGGAAUACUUCACAAAAAUAAUUAUUUACUCACCCUCAUGUUGUUCCAAACUUGUGUGCCGUUAUGUUUUCUGUGGAACCAAAAUGUACAUUUAGAAACAUGUACACUCAUUUUUUGCUAUUUACAAUUACAGUUUAAAGUCUGUCAAGCUCCAGCCACAAAAAAAAAAAAAAAAUGAUAUCAAGAAAGUGCAUAAAUAAUGACACAUUUUCAUUUUUGGCUGAACUCCCACAUAGUAACCACAACAUGAAUGAGUCACAGAACUAUAAACUUACUAAUCGUACAAAUGACACCAUGUGCAAAAUAAAGGUAAUGACACGCACCUUUACAAUGAUUUAAAACUCUUAGACACCUGUUGAAUUCCUACUGACGCGUCACUCCUUCCAUCCUUUAGUCAUACAGCACCAAACACCCCUGACCUCUGAGUGUGUCCAAGGUUCACAGUUGUCUUUUUCAGUCUUUGACAGCUGCCUGAUGCGACACUGGGCUCCCGUUUGGUCAGCCUGAAUUCUUUCUGACUGUAUGAGGGGUCUAUAUUUAGAGGGGCGGACUUAAAUUGCAGGGGGUUUGUGUUGGAGCUCUGUGUUAUUUCAGCCUCUUUCAACUGAGACGGCAAGACAAGAGGAAGUACAGCAUCCUCUUCGAGACCUGCAAGAUUUGAGAUGGAACCCAUGAGUAUCAAGGAGGACCUGAGGCUCUUUCAGAGCACCCUGCUCCAGGACGGUUUGAAGGAACUUCUGAAGGAGAACAAGUUUGUGGAUUGUACUCUGAAGGUUGGAGAUCGGAGUCUGCCCUGCCACAGACUCAUCAUGGCUGCGUGCAGCCCGUAUUUCCGAGAGCUGUACUUCACUGAAGACGGUGUUGAGAAGAUAGACUCCAGCAGGGAAGUAGUGCUGGAGAACGUGGAUCCCACCAUUAUGGACAUGAUUGUGAACUAUCUCUAUUCGGCAGACAUCGAAAUCACAGAUGAGAACGUGCAAGACGUCUUCGCAGUCGCCAACAGAUUCCAAAUCCCAUCCGUGUUCACCGUUUGCGUCAACUAUCUACAAAACAAGCUUUCGUUGGCUAACUGCUUGGCCAUCUUCAGAAUGGGACUGGUUUUGAACUGCCCUAGACUUGCUAUAGCUGCUAGGGACUUUAUAGCGGAGCGUUUUGAGACUUUAUCCAAGGAUGAGGACUUUCUUAACUUCAACGCUCCCGAGUUGUUCGCCAUCAUCGGGUGCGAUGCCCUGAACGUGGAAAAAGAAGAGGUCGUGUUCGAGCUCUUGAUGAAAUGGGUCCGGAAGAACAAGGAGAACCGGACCAAAGCUUUGGGAGACGCUUUCGAUCACAUCCGUUUCCGAUUACUACCUGAGAAAUACUUCAAGGAGAAGGUGGAAAAGGAUGACAUCAUCAAGGCCGACCCCGAGCUCGCCAAGAAGCUGAAGGUCAUCAAAGAGGCGUUUGCUGGAAAACUUCCACAAAAUAAGGAGGGCGAGAAAGGCGAAGGAGAAGAGGGGGAAAGUGUCUUCCCUGGUUAUCUCAAUAACACCAAACGGCUGGGGAUGUUCACCAGGGAUCUCAUCCUGAUGAUAAACGACACGGCGGCUGUGGCCUAUGAUGCUGAUGAAAACGAAUGCUUCCUUGCAGCCAUCGCAGAGCAGAUACCUCGAAAUCAUGUUAGCAUUACGUCGAAGAAGAACCUGCUCUAUGUUUUGGGAGGACUGUUUGUUGAUGAAGACAAGGAAUCACCACUGCAGUGCUAUUUCUACCAGCUGGACACUCAUUCUCCAAACUGGAUAGCCCUGCCACCGAUGCCAUCACCCAGAUGUCUGUUUGCAGUGGGGGAGUUUGAAAACCUCUUGUUUGCAGUUGCUGGUAAAGACCUGCAGAGCAAUGAGUCUCUGGACUCAGUGCUGUGUUAUGAUGUCGAUAAGAUGAAGUGGCAGGAGACCAAAAAGCUGCCCUUAAGAAUUCACGGUCACAGUGUGAUCUCACAAAACGGACUAGUUUACUGCAUAGGAGGAAAGACGGAUGAGAAUAAAACCAUCAACAAGAUGUUUGCGUACAACCACAAGAAGUCCGAAUGGAAAGAGCUGGCGGCCAUGAAGACACCCAGGUCCAUGUUUGGAGCUGUAGUCCACAAAGGAAAGAUCAUUGUGGUUGGAGGGGUCAAUGAAGAUGGCCUUUUAUCCUCUAGUGAAGCCUAUGACUUUGGGACAAACAAAUGGGAGCUGUUCCCUGAGUUUGUGCAGGAGAGAAGUUCUAUGAAUUUGGUCAGUGCUGCUGGUGUCCUGUAUGCUGUUGGCGGCUUCGCAGUGCAGGAGAACGAGGACAAACAGUGUGUCCCAUCAGAAAUCACUGACAUCUGGCAGUAUGAGGAGGACAAGAAACAGUGGACUGGAAUGAUACGAGAGAUGCGAUAUGCUGCCGGCGCCUCCUGCGUUUCUAUGAGAUUAAAUGCAGCAAAGAUGCCUAAACUUUAAAAACAUUAUCAUCACUUUUUAUAGUUUGUGUCCAAUAACAAAGUGUAACUAUAUUUUAAAUUACAAAUUAUUCAUCCAUCUUCUUUAAUGAAGUAAAAUGCAUAGAGAAUGAUGUCUCGUUGACUUUAAGAGUAAAAAUGACCACAGAUUUAUAUUUCAUGUCAGGUUCUGUAGUGAAAUGUGGUGCAGUUGAGGAAAACAUUUCUACAAUGGAUGCCAUAAUUAAACUGACUUUUUUUUGUUAUCC
Cyprinus carpio (common carp) is the source of this 2811-nucleotide messenger RNA. Its product is annotated as kelch-like protein 41a. NCBI's taxonomy places the organism in Eukaryota, Metazoa, Chordata, Actinopteri, Cypriniformes, Cyprinidae. The coding region runs from base 762 to 2564 and encodes 600 amino acids. The record is from RefSeq and is a predicted model, not a curated record. Gene Ontology annotation, molecular function: protein binding. The transcript has 6 exons.